AUGCAAAACAAUGAACAUUUUAAGAAAAAAGAUAUUGAUCUCUCAGAUGUGAAAUUAGAAAAAUUUAAAAAAGCAGCAUUUGAAGUUAUUGAAUAUAAAGAUAAAAUUAUAAGAAUGCUAUGUGCUAUUUUAGAAGUACAGGGAACUACUACACUAAAUAUUAAAGAAUUUAUUUCUAAUGCUACAGAUGUAACAAACGAUAAUCUAUUUAUGAACAAUGAAUAUGAAUUAAAAGCAAAUAAAAAAAAAACAUCAUCUAGAAAAAGAACAUUAAUAAAUAUUCCUGAUUUUAGAACUAUAAAAAAAAACAAAGAACUAAAUUUAUUUUCUACACCUAAUAAGAUAAAUGAAGAAUUAAAUAAAGAAAAUCAUUUCUCUGAUUCUAUUCUAAGCUCUUAUAAAUUAUCUUUAAAAGAAAAGAAUUAUGAAAAUAAAAUAAUUGAUAAUAAUUUGAAAUGUAAUUUUUCAGAGAAAAAAAACCUUCAAGAACAAAUUGUUAAUAGUUCGCAAAAAAAGAAUGAAAACAGUUGGAAUACUUUACAAAAAAAGAAUGAUGGAUUCGUUAAAAAUAUUCUUGAAAGUCAUAGAAAAGCUUUAGAAAAUUUCCGAAACAACGAAGCUAAUUUUGAAUGCACAUAUAAAUCAGAUUCUCAGAUGGAUAUAAAGACAUCAAAGAAUACACCAAAAAUAAAAGAAACAAUUAAUGAAGAAUGUCAAUUAUGCUUAAUGCCAAAUACUGAAUCUUUGCAUGGAAAUUUCCCACCAAUAUUUUAUAAAUUAAAUUGUGAUCACGUUUUUCAUUUAAUGUGUCUUUAUGAAAUAAUAAUACGCAGGGAAUGUAGAAAAACUUGUUGUAUUUGUCACAAUGAAUUAGAUGAAGAAGAUAAAGAUAAUAUUAUAAGAAGAGUAAAAAGAGAGAAAAAAGAAAAUGAUAAAAAGAGUAAACUUUUAUUUAAAGUUAUGAAAUUGCAAUCUAACAACAAGAAUCAAAAAUAA
Messenger RNA from Plasmodium gallinaceum, 996 nucleotides. RefSeq names its product conserved Plasmodium protein, unknown function. The transcript has 11 exons. The coding region runs from base 1 to 996 and encodes 331 amino acids. The record is from RefSeq and is a predicted model, not a curated record. Lineage: Eukaryota; Apicomplexa; Aconoidasida; Haemosporida; Plasmodiidae.